AUGAAUGGACAACAUUCUGGGCCAGGAACGCCAGUUCAACGCCCAGCAAGUGGUCCUGUAAAUCAGGCAGCUUUGAAUCAGCAACGAGCAAAUCAACUUACGAAUUUAUUACAUACAAUGUCUAUUUAUCAACAAAAUGCACAAAAUUUGGGAUUAAAUACACCGCAAGGCCAAGUGUAUUUGUUACAAGCACAAGCUAUUCGCCGUCAGCUUCAAGCACAUGCGCAAUCGGGGCAACUACCAAACCAGCAACUCUUGCAACAGUUGCAAGCUAAUGGAUCGUUUCAACAGCGUACCCCAGAACCAAAUGCCGUCCCGCCUCGUUCUCGACACCAGUUGAGUCCUCAAGAACAAACGAUGCUAGUUGUUCGACAUAGGCAACUUCAAACUGCUCAAAAUUACUUGACAGAGAUGAAGGAAACGCAUGAAAGAAUCAAGAAGGAGCUUACAACUAAUGAGAACCUUGACUCUUCGACUCGAGAAACAUUGGUGAAACAGGAAUCUGAAUUGACUGUAAAGAUUGCUCAAUACACGGCUGCUAUUUCGAACGGAAUUCGUUCUAUUCAACAAUUACAAAAUCAGCAACUACCGAAUCGCCAAUUAUCGGGAACGGUAAACAAUAGCGGUUCUGUUACACCAAACAGUGCUUUAGGUGCUGAUGCUAGAAGUGCAACAAGCACUCCUCAGUUGCAGCGCUCUCAGUCUCAACCAAACGCGAACCAACAAAAGACACCAUUUGAUAAUCCACUGGGGAAUACAGCAGUUACUGACUCAAACGUGGCGAACACUUUGAAUGUAGAAGGUGCAGACGCUGGCUCCUCCACUCCUCAGCAGGCUGGGAGCAUGGAUAGCAAAAUGCAAAACUCUUCUUUUAUGACAAAUAAUCAUUUAGGGAAACUUGAUGCGAAGUCUCCUGUCCCAUUUGCUAUGCCUCCUGGACGGGCAACCCUAACUGGUGGCUAUGCUUCUGGAAAUGUCGGUCUCAGUACCCCAGGUCUUGCUCGUGCUCCGCAUUACGAAUUAGACAAUGGAAAUCGCCUUUUGUCGAAAAGAAAAUUAAACGACUUAUUGCAACAAAUUGAUUCCGAGAAGCAUUUGGAGCCUGAGGUGGAAGAAUUGUUGCUUGAAAUUGCUGACGAAUUUGUGGAAUCGGUUACAAAUUUCGCUUGUCGUCUCGCAAAGCAUCGUAAGUCUGAUACGCUGGAUAUGAAAGAUGUCCAACUUCAUUUGGAGAGAAACUGGAAUAUCCGUUUACCUGGCUUCGCUAGUGAUGAUGUUGUGAAAAGUGUUCGAAAGUCUGGCCCUACGCCUUCUUACCAGCAAAAACAAGGCGCUGUUGGUACUGCGAAAGCUCUAAGUAAAGAUUAA
Molecule: messenger RNA, 1368 nt
Organism: Schizosaccharomyces osmophilus
Lineage: Eukaryota; Fungi; Ascomycota; Schizosaccharomycetes; Schizosaccharomycetales; Schizosaccharomycetaceae
Gene: taf12
Product: SAGA complex/transcription factor TFIID complex subunit A Taf12
Exons: 1
Coding region: 1-1368 (455 amino acids)
Biological process (GO): DNA-templated transcription initiation; RNA polymerase II preinitiation complex assembly
Cellular component (GO): SAGA complex; transcription factor TFIID complex; SLIK (SAGA-like) complex
Molecular function (GO): DNA binding; TBP-class protein binding; protein heterodimerization activity
Source: RefSeq, a predicted model, not a curated record